AUGACGUCGCAGGAAGCGGCCCCGUUGUUGGGCAAGACGACAGAGCGUGUGGAUGCUAAGGAGAAGAAAAACACGUUCUCGCGUUGGCGGGACGACGAUGCGGACGACGACAGCAGAAGUGGAGAUCCGCUGUCCCCCAAGCGGAGACGCAAGUCGGCCCAGCGUCAAAUGCUGUGUAUGCAGUUCAGUCUAUUGCUACUGCUAGCCUGGGACUUGGCCAGUCUACUCGUAGUCUGCAGCUUGAGUCUCGGAGGCUCAGCCUUCACGCGACUAGGGUGGCUACUGGACGUGCAACAGCCUCAAUGGCGCUUCUGGGGGCUGCCCGUCUGGGCCACGCUGAUCAAGAGCGUGUUGUUCCUGCUGGCGACGCGUUGGCCUGACGCACGCGCGGUCACGUGGCUCGUCAAUGUUUUCUGCCUUGCCUUUCUGGGUGUCUUGGCGGUGGACGCUUUCAAGUUGGACGCUAUUUCGCGUCUGGAUGAGGAGAAACAGGCUCUAGUGGACGCUAAUGUGGCCAACUCGCUGCCAUUGAUCUUCACUGUACUCGAAGUAGUCAACUUGAGCUACUUACUAGACUCGAUCCGGACUCCAGCGCCAGCAGAGAGUGAAGCGCUGCCCCAAGUGGCUGCUGACAAGUCGACGGACCCUGCGAAGCCUCGUGGGAUCUCGUUCGUGAAGCUCGUGUACAUCUUAAAGCCAUACUUUUGGCCACAUGGGUUUGCCAACAAGCUGCGUGCUGCAAGUACGUACCUGGUGCUAAUUCUCAGCAAGCUGGCGAAUCUGGCUGCCCCGCUUUUUAUGGCAUCGGCCACGAACGCGCUGGUGGCCAAAGAUACUAGCGGUGCGAUUCGAGAUAUCGCCAUUUUCAGCUUUUUGACGCUCGUGUCCAAGUUAUUCAAGGAACUGCAGUCGCUGAUUUACCUCAAGGUGAAGCAGACGGCAUAUAUUGAGCUGGCUACGCUGACGUAUGAGCACGUGCAGUCUCUUUCGUACGACUGGCACGUGCAAAAGAAACUGGGCGAUGUGUUGCGCUCGAUGGACCGUGGAGUGGAAUCCGCGAACAGCGUUGUGUCGUAUGUGUUUCUGUACCUGAUACCGACCCUGGCGGAGUCUGGCGUGGUGAUCGUGAUCUUUGCGAUGCAUUUCGAACUGGCCGGACUGAGCUACGUGGCGUUCACCACGUUGGUGAUUUAUGCUUACGUCACUAUUAAAAUCACACUCUGGCGUAAGAAAUACCGCGAGGCUUCGAUGCGCCAUGACAACGAGUACCAUGACAAGGCUACAGAUGCGCUGCUGAACUACGAGACCAUCAAGUACUUUGGAAACGAGCGACACGAAGUCGAGGAAUACUCCAAGGUGAUCGAGAAGUACCAGCGUUAUUCAGUAUCAGUGCAGGCGUCGCUUAGUGUGUUGAAUGGAACCCAAGCUAUCAUCAUCCAGGCUACCGUCUUGGGGGCACUUGCCCUAGCAGCGCCACAUGUGGUGAGUGAGGACAGUGGACGCAGAAUUGAUAUCGGAGCUUUCGUUGCCAUCUCCGUGUACCUCACGAACCUUUUCGCGCCGCUGUUUUUCCUGGGUGGUAUCUACAAUAUGGUGAUCAACUCGGUUGUCGACAUGAAGAAGUUGAGUGAGUUGCUUUCGGUGGAGCCAGAUAUUGCUGACUCGCCCGAUGCGGUAGAGCUCGGCGUCUGCAAAUACGAUUCGGAGAAUGGCAUUGACGUGGCGUUCCGUCACGUGUCUUUCCAUUACCCUUCGCAGCCAGCCACUACGGGGGUCAAGGACCUGAACUUCACCAUUCCGCGUGGCACGACUACAGCUCUUGUUGGUGAGACUGGUGCCGGCAAGACCACAAUUUCACGACUGCUCUUCCGCUUUUACGAAUGCAAUACUGGAAAGAUUUUAGUGAACCGCCACAACAUUGCCACGGUAACGCAGCAGUCGCUACGCCAAGCCAUUGGUAUUGUUCCCCAGGAUACUGUGCUUUUCAAUGACACCAUUCUCCGCAACAUCAAGUAUGGUAACCUAAAUGCGACGUUUGACCAGGUCGUCGACGCCGCCAAGGCCGCUCGCAUCUAUGAUUUUAUCAUGAAGCUCCCAGAUCAAUGGAACACGAAGGUGGGCGAGCGUGGACUAAAGCUUUCCGGCGGUGAAAAGCAGCGAGUUGCCAUUGCGCGUACGUUACUGAAGGACCCGCCUUUUGUCAUUCUGGAUGAGGCUACUUCAGCACUCGACACGGUCACGGAGCAGGAGAUCCAGGCGGCUCUCAAUCGCCUUAAGGCUAAUCGGACUAUGCUGGUUAUCGCUCAUCGUCUGUCCACGAUUCGCAACGCACACCAGAUCAUUGUCAUGCAGGAUGGUGUUAUCGCUGAGCGUGGCACUCACGAUGAGCUCGUGGGACAGCGCGAUAGUAUCUACGCUGGGAUGUGGGAUGCCCAGCGCAAGCACGAGGGAGACAGAUUAUCAGUAGAAGAGGCUCAGGUCGAAGAGGAUAAAUGA
Molecule: messenger RNA, 2496 nt
Organism: Phytophthora infestans T30-4
Lineage: Eukaryota; Oomycota; Peronosporomycetes; Peronosporales; Peronosporaceae
Product: ATP-binding Cassette (ABC) Superfamily
Exons: 2
Coding region: 1-2496 (831 amino acids)
Biological process (GO): transmembrane transport
Cellular component (GO): membrane
Molecular function (GO): ATP binding; ATP hydrolysis activity; ABC-type transporter activity
Source: RefSeq, a predicted model, not a curated record